AUGGAUUUGACAUCAAAGAAGGAGAUAGUGUCAGAAAUUCCAAAAUUCAUUCGUGUCUACAACGAUGGAACCAUAGAACGUCUCAAUGACAUGCCAAGGGUCCCACCUUCACCACAAGACCCUGAAACAAAUGUCUCAUCUAAAGACAUUCUCUUUUCCAAUGACCCUCCACUUUUUGCUAGACUUUACCUACCAAAACUAUCCAACAAAAAGCAAAAAAUACCAAUCUUAGUUUAUUUUCAUGGUGGUGCAUUUUGUUGUGAAUCACCUUUUGCAUCACACCAUCACAAAUAUUGUAACAUUAUUGCUUCACAAGGAAAUGUUGUAAUUUUUUCUAUUGAAUAUAGAAGAGCACCAGAACAUUUUCUUCCAACACAAUACAAUGAUUGUUGGCUUGGUCUCAAUUGGGUUGCAUCACAUAAUACUACAAUUGAAAAUGUUCCAAAAAAUAGUGACCCUUGGAUUAUUAAUCAUGGUGAUUUUAACAAAGUUUUCAUUGGUGGUGAUAGUAGUGGUGCAAACAUUGUUCACAACAUUGCUAUGCGUGCAGGUGUUGAAAAAUUACCUUAUGGUGUUAAAAUAUUUGGUGCUUAUGCGAACCAUCCAUUUUUUUGGGGUUCAAAACCAAUUGGAUUUGAAAACGUUGAGAAAUUUGAGAAAACAAGUGAAACUUGUAAUUUGGUAUGGGAAUUUGUGUACCCUUGUGCUCCUUUUGGGAUAGAUAAUCCCAAUGUGAAUCCAUUGGGACCAAUGGCACCUAAUUUGAGUACACUUGGUUGUUCUAAAAUGCUUGUUACUAUUGCUAGCAAUGAUCGUUUUAGGGAUAGAACAUUUUUAUAUUAUCAAGCUGUGAAAGAGAGUGAAUGGAAAGGGGAAGUGGAAUUGUUUGAAGAACAAGAUGAAGACCAUGUUUAUUAUAUGUUCCACCCUCAUUCUGAUAAGGGCAAGAAACUCAUCAAACUUGUGGCUGAUUUUCUUCACAAGUGA
Trifolium pratense (red clover) is the source of this 987-nucleotide messenger RNA. Its product is annotated as 2-hydroxyisoflavanone dehydratase-like. Gene Ontology annotation, molecular function: hydrolase activity. NCBI's taxonomy places the organism in Eukaryota, Viridiplantae, Streptophyta, Magnoliopsida, Fabales, Fabaceae. The coding region runs from base 1 to 987 and encodes 328 amino acids. The transcript has a single exon. The record is from RefSeq and is a predicted model, not a curated record.